Messenger RNA from Phialemonium atrogriseum, 2096 nucleotides. Its product is annotated as putative transcription factor protein. The transcript has 3 exons. Gene Ontology annotation, cellular component: nuclear membrane complex Bqt3-Bqt4. Bases 351 to 1658 code for a protein of 435 amino acids. Gene Ontology annotation, molecular function: DNA binding. The record is from RefSeq and is a predicted model, not a curated record. Gene Ontology annotation, biological process: meiotic attachment of telomere to nuclear envelope; mitotic telomere tethering at nuclear periphery. Lineage: Eukaryota; Fungi; Ascomycota; Sordariomycetes; Cephalothecales; Cephalothecaceae.
GUCGCACCCGCCCAGCCUCCUUCCCCCCAGAACCCCAGAACUUCGAGUAACCUCUCAAUUCUCCUCUCAAUCAAUCCAUCUGCGCGGCUCCCCGUGUCUGGCCCUCAGCCGCGUUUUCCCAUCUCCGUCUUAUUUUUCUUCUUCGUGACUUCACACAGUUCUUCAGUUGUUUUUCAUCUGUGCCUAUAUCUCGCGACCGAGGGCUCGCUGUGUGGACAGGUUGCACACCUUCGUUGCACCGUUGCAGCUCGCGCGCGCAAAGAUUUCUCUCUCAAUCCCUUGCGACCGGCCACAACGGCAAGCCUUCCCAACAAGCCAUUUCCUCGGAGUUCACUGGGCCAUAGUCCACAAUGGCUCCCAGCAGGCAAUUGCCCGCUCGAUACAACCCUCUAAUAAUGGAGGAUGUCCCGGCCUAUAGCGAGCUUGUCGCACGCCGUCGCCUGGGCCAGACUCAGCUCACUCCGCGCAUGGUUGCCGGUAUCCCGGAUGUCGAGCUUGAUCCAACCUGCCUAGGAGUCUUCGAUUAUGCCCACCUCCGAGCUCCCCUCCCCAAGGGGAUUGUCUCGGGUGUCUUCAAGGCUCCUACCCCCACCAGCUAUUUCCUGAUGCGCCGCAGCAGCGAUGGGUUCGUCUCCGCCACGGGCAUGUUCAAGGCCACAUUCCCGUGGGCGACUUCCGAGGAGGAGGAGGAAGAGCGCAAGUUUAUCAAGUCUCUGCCGACUACGAGUCCGGAAGAGACGGCUGGCAAUGUCUGGAUCUCUCCCGAGCAGGCUUUGGGUCUGGCCGAGGAGUAUGAUAUUACUCCGUGGAUCCGCGCUCUCCUUGAUCCCGCAGACAUCACCGUUACUGGGGUGUCCGACGGUAGCCCCCCGAAGAAGAUUUCCACUCCGCCCAAGUUCUUCUCUGGCCGACCCCUAAUUGCGCCGCCCACACCGACAUCACUGUCCCGAUCCGUGCGCUCCCGUCGCUCUGCUAGUCCCACGAAGUCAACGGGGUCCAAACGUGGAACGACCAGCCCUCGAAAGAGGAGUGCUAAAAUCUCCGCGUCGCAGUCAUCCUCGACCACCGAGGCGCCUGUCUCGGCAAGCUUGACCAACGGCGAUCAGCCGUAUCUUGCCGCAGCCACCGUCCAGACAGCAUCCGAGCCAAGCGCCGAGACCACUGUGGGCGACAUCAAGGUCGAGGCGAUCGAGAAGGAGCCGGCGGUUGUGCUCGCGCCGGUCGAGGAGGAACCGAAGUUGAAGGUCGACGUGGAGCGGGAUGUCAAGGUUGAUGAGGAUGGAGAGGAAGUCACUCAGACCAAGGUCGAGGUGGAGGUGCCUCUCACCGGAGAACUUCCCUCCGCCGAGGAUGCGGCUCGUAUGAUUGCCGAAGCCAAGGAGAUGGUCAAGGCGGCUACCGAAAGCAUGGCGGAGUCAGCCAUCGCCGCGCCUACAGAAAGUACCAAAAAGAACAAGCGCAAGGCAGAUGAGGUUGAGGCCGAUGAGGAAGCCGAGAAGGAGAGCGCCGAUGGGCUGUCUACCGAGCAACCGAAGGCGAAGAAGGUCAAGACAGAAACCGACCUGAGGAAGGAGCGGAUUAAGAAGAGAGCAUUCAUCGGCAUUGGCGCGACAGUCGCUGUUGGUGCCUUGAUCCCGUACGUUAUGAGCGUACUUUAAAAGGACCAGCCGUGAUAGGAGAUAUGAAGUGAUGGCCGGUGUAGAGCUACCUCAUGGCGAAGUCUCUAGUUGGAACUUCUACGUCGGGAUAUGGUCCCAUUUAGUUUGCUUUAUCAUACCCCCUUUUAUCAUACCCCCCUGUGGCUUGGCUGGCCGGCUCGUCCUCGAGGGGAGCGGGAGGAGAUGGUUGAGCCAGGCUACUACUUUUGCACUUUUAAGAAUCGGGUUUGCACCUGAACCGGGACGAGUCGGGCUCGGACCAAUGUCUUGAAGUUCAUCCAACGUUUUCGAGGGCCAAGGCGUCACCUAGAUGAUGAGUCGGCUUUUCGACAGACGAGAUAUGUGUUUUUAAUGGACGAAUAACAAUAUAUACCUACCCGCUUGUAAUCUCCAAACUGCCUACCCAGACUGGAACAAACUAUUUGCAAAGCAUUCCCG